Molecule: messenger RNA, 1131 nt
Organism: Anopheles coustani
Lineage: Eukaryota; Metazoa; Arthropoda; Insecta; Diptera; Culicidae
Gene: mRpL28
Product: large ribosomal subunit protein bL28m
Exons: 3
Coding region: 111-974 (287 amino acids)
Cellular component (GO): mitochondrial large ribosomal subunit
Molecular function (GO): structural constituent of ribosome
Source: RefSeq, a predicted model, not a curated record
AAACGUCAAACUCGAUAGGCAACUGCGAAAGGCACACGAAUCUUUUUUGAGUAAAUUUUACUUUAUUUCGUGAAUAUUUUUCAACCAACACCGCUCAUUACUGCUGUUAAAUGACCUCAGCGACUCCCCAGGGAGCAAACCUGCUCUAUGGAUUGAGAAAGUCCAACAAAUUCACCAAAGGAUUGGGUGCCCUCCUGCCGCAGGCGUAUAGGAAGUUUUGGAAUGAGUGGAAACACCAACAGCCCGCUGCGGUCCAUUACGUGCCGAAAGAUGGAAUGUUCCAACGGGAAGAUAUCACCGGGCUUGUGUCACCGGUCCAGAACGUACCGCUUCCGCUAAUCGACCCACCGGAAGCGCAUACGGGCAUCUGGGGAGGAGAGGCCGUUAUCAAGGGCUUCCAAAAGCGCAACCAGUACAAACGGCGCGUGCCACACUUCUGGGUGCCGGUACUGCGUCGCUCGGUCGUUCACAGCCGGGUGCUCAACGAGUACAUGGCCGUCACGGUGACCGAUAGGACGUUAGCGCAAAUUCACGACCACCAUGGGUUCGAUCACUACCUACUGAAAACUCCCGCCUGCGAUCUCCGAUCUAUGCUGGCCAUUAAGCUGAAGAAAAAAGUGCUCGAAGAGCUAGCGGCCGGUUGCCCACGGCUUGCGGAGGAACCGGCCAAGCAGCAGGAGUACCUGAAAGAGUUCGCCUGCUACCUGGAGCAGUACACACCGGAGGAGAUCGAAUGGUACGGGCUGACGUACACCGAAGCGUUGAUGAAGAUGAAAUCGCUCACCGACGAUAAGGACGCUCAGUUGCCGCAAAAGCUUUUGUUUCGUCAAAAAUUGAUCGACCAGCUGAAGGAGGCCGGCAUACGGGAGGCACAGGACGGGGCGGGUGGCGAAAGUGAUGAGCUGAAAAGACUGGAAGAUCCUUCCGCGUCGUCAUGGCUGUCGAAGCUAAGCUUCAAGCCGAAAAAUUGGUAGAUCGUGCCCUGAUCGUUGUGUGUAGCAAAAGGUUUGACAAAAUCUAUCACGCGAAACCGAUAGUCACUGCCUGGGGGCGUACGCGUCACACAGGAAAUAUAAAUAAAACGCCUGUUAAAUAUUGAUCUUAACAAAAACCAAAAGAGAGAUGAACAAU